Messenger RNA from Chroicocephalus ridibundus (black-headed gull), 2185 nucleotides. It is a transcript of the gene GLB1L, whose product is annotated as galactosidase beta 1 like. The transcript is spliced from 16 exons. Gene Ontology annotation, biological process: carbohydrate metabolic process. Gene Ontology annotation, molecular function: beta-galactosidase activity. NCBI's taxonomy places the organism in Eukaryota, Metazoa, Chordata, Aves, Charadriiformes, Laridae. Gene Ontology annotation, cellular component: vacuole. The record is from RefSeq and is a predicted model, not a curated record. Bases 224 to 2185 code for a protein of 653 amino acids.
GUGUGUCACCCACCACCCCGGGUGGUGUGUCCGCUGGCUGGAGCUGGUUUGGGCGGUGGUGUGUUGGGUCCAUCCUGUGCUGGGUGGGCUUUGAGGCUACUGAUGCACAGGGGGCCAGAGCCACCCACUCCCUAUCCCACGCUCCCCCCGCCUCCAGCUGUUCCAGCUGCCUGCACUUAGGACCUGGAGGAAGUGCCUGGCGCUGGUGGGGAAGGAUCAUGUGAUGGUGGCGUCCACGUCUCCCUUCAUCCCCCAUCCCGGGCCUGCCGAGCGCCCGGCGGGGAUGGGGCUGCGGGCUCUGGCCCUGCUGCUGGCGGCGGGGCUCCUGCACACGCAGGCCUCCCCCCCGGCACGCUCCUUCCAGCUGGAUUACGAGGAGGACUGCUUCCGUAAGGAUGGUGCCCCAUUCCGCUACAUCUCAGGCAGCAUCCACUACGCCCGCGUCCCGCGCCCCGCCUGGAGGGACCGGCUCCUCAAGAUGUACAUGAGCGGGCUCAGCGCCGUGCAGGUCUACAUCCCCUGGAACUACCACGAGCCGCUGCCGGGGGUGUAUGACUUUGCUGGGGACCGGGAUGUGGAAGCCUUCCUGGAUCUGACAGCCGAGCUGGGGCUUCUGGUGAUCCUGCGCCCGGGGCCCUACAUCUGCGCGGAGUGGGAGAUGGGUGGCCUGCCCGCCUGGCUGCUGUGGAAACCAGACAUCGUCCUGCGCUCCUCCGACCCUGCCUACCUGGCAGCCGUGGACUCCUGGCUCCACGUCCUGCUACCCAAGAUCAAGCCACGGCUGUACCAGAAUGGGGGGAACAUCAUCAGCGUGCAGGUGGAGAACGAGUACGGGAGCUACUACGCCUGCGACUACGGCUACCUGCGGCACCUGCUGGGCUCCUUCCGGGCGCUGCUGGGGACCGAGGUGCUGCUCUUUACCACUGAUGGCACGCGGGCGCAGGAGCUGCGUUGUGGCACGCUGCAGGGGCUCUAUGCCACUGUCGACUUCGGGCCAGGCUCCAACGUGACGGAGGCGUUUGGUGCUCAGCGCCAGGUGGAGCCGAAGGGGCCCCUGGUGAACUCCGAGUACUACACGGGCUGGCUGGACUACUGGGGGGAGGCUCACGCCAGCACCAGCUCGGCAUGGGUGGCCCGGGGGCUGGAGGACAUGCUGCAGCUGGGAGCCAGCGUCAACAUGUACAUGUUCCAUGGGGGAACGAACUUCGCCUACUGGAGCGGCGCUGACUUCAAGGACCAGUACAAACCAGUGACCACCAGCUACGACUAUGAUGCCCCCCUCUCGGAGGCGGGAGACCCCACUGAGAAGCUGUUUGCCAUCCGCACGAUCAUCAGCAAGUUCCAGCCCCUGCCAGUGGGUCCGAUGCCACCCGCCACCCCCAAGUACGCCUACGGCAGAGUGGCCCUGCAGAAGUAUGCUGACCUCCUGGAUGUCUUGGAUGUGCUGUGCCUCUCCGGGCCCAUCCAGAGCCAGUUCCCCCUCACCUUUGAGGCCAUAAAGCAGGCCCAUGGCUUUGUGGUGUACCGCACACGGCUGCCCCGGGAUGUCCUGGACCCAGCCACGCUAGGGGCUCCUCCCCACAGCGUCUGCGACCGUGGCUACGUGAUGCUGCGGCAGGAGUACCAGGGAACGCUGGAGCGGGAUGGUCAGACAACGCUGCGUGUGACGGGCAGGGCAGGGGACACUCUGGACGUGCUCCUGGAGAACAUGGGCAGGAUCAGCUUUGGGGCCAACAUCAGUGACUUCAAGGGCUUGCUGGGGAACCUCUCCUUGGACUCCAGUCCUCUCAGCAACUGGCUCAUCUACCCCCUGGCCAUAGACACUGCCAUCCAGCAGGGCUGGCCCCACGCUGCCCUCCCAAAAUCAAGCAGGGGGAGCAGAGCAGGGCCAGCCUUCUACACUGGGACCUUUGAGACCCCUGGCAUCACCUGGGACACCUUCGUGAAGUUCCCAGGUUGGAGCAAGGGCCAGCUGUGGAUAAACGGCUUCAACCUGGGCCGGUACUGGCCCCAUCGCGGGCCCCAGCAGACCCUCUUUGUGCCUGGCUCAGUGCUGCACGUUGACCGUCCCAACAACAUCACAGUGCUGGAGCUGGAGGGGGCACCCCCUGCCCCCUUGCUGCUCUUCCUCGACCGACCCCUUUUCAACAGGACCCUCAUUGGCAGCACCAUGGCCACAGAAUAA